Messenger RNA from Bolinopsis microptera, 1407 nucleotides. Its product is annotated as rhodopsin-like. Gene Ontology annotation, cellular component: plasma membrane. The record is from RefSeq and is a predicted model, not a curated record. Gene Ontology annotation, molecular function: G protein-coupled photoreceptor activity. The coding region runs from base 45 to 1223 and encodes 392 amino acids. Lineage: Eukaryota; Metazoa; Ctenophora; Tentaculata; Lobata; Bolinopsidae. The transcript has 5 exons. Gene Ontology annotation, biological process: phototransduction; cellular response to light stimulus; G protein-coupled receptor signaling pathway.
AUCGAACAGACGCAUUCUUUUCUGUUAAUGUUUCCACACUCCGGAUGAUUGGCUCUCAAAUAAUGAUUCACCCCUUUCUAAAAUGGAUGAGUACGACUAGUUACGCCCUCCUCGGUACCUUCUCCUUCGUCUCGAUCGUUGGUAACGGGUUUGUGUUCUGGGCCAUGACAGUGGAUAAACGACUUCGAACCAACUCUAAUCUCUUCAUAUUGUCUCUCGCCUUAUCUGACUUUCUGAUGGGCUGCAUUUCGAUCCCAAUAUACCUGCUGUUACACAUAUCAGAAGAGAACGUGCUAGGAGAUGUUAUGUGCAGUAUAACUGCAUUCCUUGAUAACACUCUAGUGAUCGUCAGUAUGUGGACUCUUCUGCUCACAUCUCUUGAUAGGUUUCUACUGAUAGUGUACCAGAAGAUUUACCACGACGUCCUUAACAGGAGGAACACCAUCCUCAUGAUUUUAGCAGUGUGGAGUUACGCUGUUGUUAUAGCAGGUCUACCUCUCGUUGGCUGGAACCGCUACGAAUAUACCGGGAACACCUGCUCAAUUGCUGACCAGAAUCAUCCUUACUUCAGAACUUUCUUCUUUCUGACAUUCCCCAUCCCCCUGAUAAUCACAGCUACCUGCUACAUCUGGAUAGCCGUGAAAACAAACAAAGUUCACCACAAAGCGCAGUCCCACAACAAGAAGAAAUUCCAAUUCUCCCAGUCCGCCAACCAACUCCGCAGGACUGGCACCACAGACAAGGUGGCCCGGGUCACUACCAUGGUCCUGGUCCUGGUGCUAGCUCAUGUUGUGCUCACUUUACCUGCUUUUACUAUCAACCUCAUCACUACAUUUCAGAUUGCCCACAUCAACGAACACUUUGAAGGGGUUGCUAACGAUGUUGUUAUCCUCAUGUUUUUUGCUAAUGCAGCUGUGAACCCCAUCCUCUACGGGGUCUUCAACACCAACUUUCAAGCGGCGUUUGAAUUCUGUCCUUGUAAGAAACUCACUUCCCCUGGUAUCACCCCUUCUCCUCACUCGAUUAAAAACUCUUCCGUUCGCUCUCCUUCUCCCAACUCUGUUGUCAUAUCCCAAAUAAUGCCCUCUCCUUCUCCUAAUGUCCAGAGGAAAGAGCUCACGGUGGAAACCAGCCUUAAUACACAUGAAAGAUUAUCAAGGAAUUGUACAAAGUGUAAUGAUGCAGAGAUCCACAGUAAUAACCUUAAUGUUCCUGUUGUUUAACAAUUAUUUGACAUCUCAACCACGUAACCCACGGUGGAGCAUGUUGAACAUUUUGAACAUGUUGAUUGUUCAACAUGUUGAUUGUUGCCUGUGUUUUAAUAUCUUGGGAGUGUGAUAUUCCUUAUUUGUGUAUAUUUUGUUAUUUAAGUUUUGUCAGUUUUGUAUAAAUUGUGAAUAUGAUUUG